Molecule: messenger RNA, 540 nt
Organism: Colletotrichum destructivum
Lineage: Eukaryota; Fungi; Ascomycota; Sordariomycetes; Glomerellales; Glomerellaceae
Exons: 1
Coding region: 1-540 (179 amino acids)
Source: RefSeq, a predicted model, not a curated record
AUGUUCCUGUGUGCCGCUGGUAAGAUGGCGCUGGCAUCGCCCUUUCCGUACCUUCACGACUCGAUAUGCAUCCUGCUUCCCUUAGCCGUCUUGGCGAGUACGCAGCCAGACGUUUCGACCGGAAGGCAUUCGCACGGUUCGGAAGUUGGGAGUUUGGGGCUUGCUGUGCCCUCCGGGAAGCGGCAUCUCGAGGGUGUAGUUCAGGGCUUCCAUAUGUUCAUAGUCAGGGGUAGGUAUUGGCCACACCAAAAAGUUGAAGUAGUCCUUCAAAAGCAUCAUCAUCUCUACCGAUUACAUAACCCGAUACCAAAAACAAAACAGAAGGACAAAAAACGAACAACUGUUCAACGCUCUAUUCCUGCAGGGGGAUUCGAACUAGAGCGCCCGCCAGGUGUGCAGAGCUCCUGCUUGCACGGGUAUGUUUUUGUGCUCCUAAAUCAGCCGAUUGAGCCACGCACUCAUAUACCGACUGUCUGCUGGCAGUACUUUCCUUCCUGGAUUACAAGUAUGGUCGUUUCUCUGUGGUUGGGAAGGGGGUGA